AUGAGUCACCGGAGUGCUGCUAAACUCUACAAUAUCCCUGAAACAACACUUCGGAAUCGAAUGAACGGUUUAACCCCGCUACAGGAAUGUCGACCACCAACUCAAAAAUUAACUAAAUUAGAAGAAGAAGUGAUUCUUCAAUAUAUCCUCGAUAUGGACACACGAGGAUUUGCCCCUCGAUUGAGUGGUAUGGAAGAUAUGGCGAAUGAUAUUCUCGAUACUCGUGGAACACACUACAUUGGAAAGCUCUGGGCACAUCGAUUUGUAUAA
This is a messenger RNA of Sclerotinia borealis F-4128, 270 nucleotides long. The record is from the annotation of a GenBank genome assembly. Lineage: Eukaryota; Fungi; Ascomycota; Leotiomycetes; Helotiales; Sclerotiniaceae.